UAAAACUCAAGUGUUGGAUGCUGUGAUUACAAAGAGUGGGAGAGACUGAGCCUGAAGAGACGCUGUGUUUACAAAGAGUGGGAGAGACUGAGCCUGAAGAGACGCUGUGUUUACAAAGAGUGGGAGAGACUGAGCCUGAAGAGAGGGCUGUGUUUACAAAGAGUGGGAGAGACUGAGCCUGAAGAGAGGGCUGUGAUUACAAAGAGUGGGAGAGACUGAGCCUGAAGAGAGGGCUGUGAUUACAAAGAGUGGGAGAGACUGAGCCUGAAGAGAGGGCUGUGAUUACAAAGAGUGGGAGAGACUGAGCCUGAAGAGACGCUGUGUUUACAAAGAGUGGGAGAGACUGAGCCUGAAGAGAGGGCUGUGAUUACAAAGAGUGGGAGAGACUGAGCCUGAAGAGAGGGCUGUGAUUACAAAGAGUGGGAGAGACUGAGCCUGAAGAGAGGGCUGUGAUUACAAAGAGUGGGAGAGACUGAGCCUGAAGAGAGGGCUGUGUUUACAAAGAGUGGGAGAGACUGAGCCUGAAGAGAGGGCUGUGAUUACAAAGAGUGGGAGAGACUGAGCCUGAAGAGAAGGCUGUGAUUACAAAGAGUGGGAGAGACUGAGCCUGAAGAGAGGGCUGUGAUUACAAAGAGUGGGAGAGACUGAGCCUGAAGAGAGGGCUGACUGUACCAUUAGAAGAUAAGGUAUCAACGUAACAUCAGCUACGCAACAUCAGCUACGACACUAUAUAUCAGUGCAGAGGAAGUAACAUUGUAAUUUAUCAGGUUUCUAUGGACCCUUUAUGCACAUCACACCAAGAGGAGGAAAAGACUGCGAUCAUGAAAGAAGAGAAGGAAACGGAAGACGAGAAGAAAAAUGAGGAGGACGAGAACGAUGAUGAUGAGGAGUCAGAUGAGGAGUCAGAUGAAGAGGAGGAAGAUGAUACCGAGACAACAGUGAUAGACGGUGAGGAGGAAUCGGAUGACCAAGCCAAGGAGACUGAACCCCAGCAGCAGAAGGAGCAGGCCUGGGCCCCCACUACCUACUCCAAGUUUGGUAAAGAGGUGUUUUGCUACGUAGGAAAGGAGAUCAGUAUCUUUGAGGCCUUGGACUCUUACGGUGCUGUCAUCUGGCCAGCGGCGUUGGCUUUGUGUCACUACCUAGAGACCAACGUUGAGCAGUUGAACCUGGUGGACAAGGCAGUGCUGGAGCUAGGAGCAGGUCCUGGCCUAGUGUCUAUUGUAGCCACACUCCUAGGUGCCUGGGUCACAGCUACAGACCUACCAGAGAUCAUAGGUAACCUGAGAGCCAACCUGCUCCGUAACACAAGAGGACGUUGGAGGAACACUCCCCAAGCUGCAGCUCUGUCCUGGGGUCCUGACGUGGAACGCAUCUACCCCAGAUCUGUCUAUCGCUAUGACUACGUGCUGGCGGCUGACGUGGUGUAUCACCAUGACUACCUGGAAGAGCUGCUGUUCACCAUGAGAUACUUCUGCCGUCCAGGAACCACUCUGAUCUGGGCCAACAAGGUCCGUUUUCCCACAGACCUGGUAUUCACUGAGGACUUCAAGAACACCUUCAACACCACCCUGCUGGCUGAGAUGGGAGAGGUUAAGAUCUACAAGGCCACAUGCAGAGAGACAGAGGAACACAUUCAACACCACCCUGCUGGCUGAGAUGGGAGAGGUUUAUGCCCAUUAUGUGUAAAAGGUAGGGAUUAGGGAAGACAAAGGAAUAGGUAACAUCCUGCAGACUAUGCCAAAUGUAACCAAGACUUCCUGUCCCUUCUUCCUCUGAGAAAUGCUUGAAGACAGAAGGCGGCCAUCUUGGCUAAUGAUAACGGACGUUGAUGGACUACUGAUGAUGUCAUUUGUUGAUGUUUGAUGUUCUACUCAAUACUUACCUGCUAUAUGUAGUGCUUUAUUGUUUACGUAGUUGUUACAUGUAGUUUGUAUUGAUAAUAUUAUAAAUGUUUGUACUUUGUUGUCUUGUUCCAUUCUGUAUUCAAAUAUAAUUUGUUAUAAAGUUUCUAGUAAAAAUCUA
Oncorhynchus nerka (sockeye salmon) is the source of this 2025-nucleotide messenger RNA. Its product is annotated as protein-lysine methyltransferase METTL21C-like. The transcript is spliced from 4 exons. Gene Ontology annotation, biological process: peptidyl-lysine methylation. Gene Ontology annotation, cellular component: cytoplasm; cytosol. NCBI's taxonomy places the organism in Eukaryota, Metazoa, Chordata, Actinopteri, Salmoniformes, Salmonidae. The record is from RefSeq and is a predicted model, not a curated record. Bases 774 to 1658 code for a protein of 294 amino acids. Gene Ontology annotation, molecular function: protein-lysine N-methyltransferase activity.